Molecule: messenger RNA, 2494 nt
Organism: Pipistrellus kuhlii (Kuhl's pipistrelle)
Lineage: Eukaryota; Metazoa; Chordata; Mammalia; Chiroptera; Vespertilionidae
Product: NUT family member 2G-like
Exons: 7
Coding region: 1-2475 (824 amino acids)
Source: RefSeq, a predicted model, not a curated record
AUGCGCGCCUAUGGAAGCAACCGCCUUGGCGCAUGCGCCUAUGGAAGCAACCGCCUUAGCGCAUGCGCCUAUGGGAGCCAACCGCCGCAACGGACGCUGGGAGCAGUUGUAGGACAGAGCCCCGCCCCCAGUGGGCAUGCUCCUGUGUCCUGGCGCGAGGCACCCUGGGAAGAGGCACCAAGGCUGUCCUUGCAGCAGAGGAAGAGGACCCUGACCCUGUCCCUCCUGUAUUUAUUCACAUCUGCAGCGCUGGGAGCGGAUGUGAGCCUGAAGCCCGGUGCCUCCCUGACUACUUUCAUGGCCCAGCCCUGUCCCCCACCCUCUACUGGCCCCGCACACCGGCCCCCUGGGGAGCAGCACCUGCCGCCCCCCAGGACCCCGUCAUUCCCUCCUGGCCGCCCCCUGGUGCUGCCGGCUUGGCCCAGGACACCUAUGGUGGCAGGAGAUGCUGGUCAAGGCCCUGUUGGGACUGGGGCUUACAACAUCAUGGCCCAGGUCAGCUCAGAAGGGAGGCGACCACAGCCCUCCCAGACUCAGACCAUUGUCCUGACCCAGGCCCCCCUCUACGGGAGCGCUCCAGGUGCCGCCUGUGGGGGUGCUGUGUGUCCUGCACCCCUAUUCUUGGAAGCCACUGUGGUGGAGAACAUUAUGCCCAUCUCGGUUUUUGGGGGCACCCAAGCCGGCGAUGGAGGCUGGUGUCCCAGCCUUCCUCCUCAAGAUCCACCACCAGCUGCCCAGCUGAUCCCCAUCGUCCCCCGAGUGGACCCCGGAAGGGGACCACACGGGGCUGCCAGGGAGGGUGGCCUGGCCGCCUCCCAGUCCAAGGCCUCGCUGGACGCCUCUGACCCCAAGAGUGUGUACGAGGACUUCCGUCGUUGGCGGCGCUUCAAGGCCCUGGCCCGGGGGCACCUUCCCCAGAGUCCUGAUGUGGACGCUCUUUGCUGCUUCCUCAUGCCAGAGCUCCGGCCCCUGUCCCGCCUGAAGCCCACCAUGACGCUGGAGGAGGGAAUAGGGCGAGCCAUGCAGGAAUGGCAGCGCAAGAGCCACUGUGACCGGAGGGUCUAUUUUGAGAUGGCAGAAAAGUUCAUGGUGUUUGAGGCAGAGGAGCAGAUGCAGGCUCAGAAGUUGCAGUUGGAGAAGGGGGCGCAGACCCAGCCUCCUGCCCCACCGAGACCUGGUCCUAGGAGGCUCCCAGCCCCAGUGGUGGGCGCGCAGCCAGCGCCCACUCCCAGGAAGGCUGUACCCAGCGUCCAGCGCGCCCACACCGUCCAGCCGCCCUGGGAAACCGAGUCACAUGACGGGAUCCCCCCUGAGGCCGAGCAGGAGGACAUGGACCUCACGGAGGCGCUGCCCAUGGGGGCGCCCGGCGGAGGGUGGGCAGAGGAAGUGAAGGAGUGGCUGCAGGAUGAGGGUCUCCUGAGCUACCUGGACCAGCUGUGCUCCCAGGAAGACUUUGUCACCCAGGUGGAGGAGGUCAUUGACCCCCAGUUCCUGAAGCAGCUGAAUUCCCCAGACGCCCAGCUGGACCCCUUGGCCCUCGCUGAGGAGUUGGAGCAGGAAGAAGGGCUCACUGCUGCCCAGCUGGCAGAGAGGCGACUCCUGGCCUCCGAGGAGGGGGGCGAGCAGGCACCCCCAAGUCUCAGUGCUCCCCUGUGGGACUCACGUCCUUCUGAGCCUGCGAGCAGCCAAGAUGCCCGGAAGCGUCACCAGGGCCCCCAGCUGGGGGUCAGUGGCACAGCCUGCCCGCCAGAGACUGGCUUCCAGGACCCUCAGAGGCGCGGCCCAGCAGACGCCCCCCGCUCCCGGCCCCCGGCUGGUGCUGUCUCUUCGGGGCCUGAGGAGCAGCCACCGCUCCGGGCUGGAUGCCCCCCCGCUGCUGCCCAGGGCCACCGGCCUGCAGACUCUGCACAGGCACCCAGGGCCUCCUGCGUCCCCGGAGAGGCCUCUGUGGUCAGGGAGACGCUGGGGCCAGCGGCCAGGCCCCGUGAGGACGAGGAGGACCUCCCCAGCCUGGCCUUCCUCUGGGCCUCCCCCCGCCGCCUGCUGCCCUGCGCGCUCUCUCUGAGCCCUGGCCCUGCCUCGGGCCCGGCCUGCCCUGGAGGCCGGGGGCCCCGGGGCGCUGCCCAGGCCGGGUCCCUGCAGAGAGGAGGCCUCAGCCGAGCUUCCCCUGCAGCUUGCCAGCCUCAGAAGCGCGCUCUGGGGGGCGGCCCCGCCCAUGCGGAGAAGACCCGCCGCCCAGGGGCCGACCUCGGGGUCUGGGGGAGGCCAGCACUGGCUCUGGGGCCGGUUCCGGCCUCACAGCCUCACAAGAGAAAGCGUGAGCCCUCUGACCCAGGGAGGUGGAGGAAGCGGCACUGCAGCCAGAAUGGAGCAGAGGGGAGUGCCCCCCACUGCCCGCGCCCCGAGGGGCCCAGACCUGAUGGGACCUGGCUGUCCCCCAGAGGAGCCACGGGCUCCUUCUCAUGGCAGGGCUGAUCCUGCUGGUCCCCUGACC